This is a messenger RNA of Paramecium octaurelia, 803 nucleotides long. The record is from the annotation of a GenBank genome assembly. NCBI's taxonomy places the organism in Eukaryota, Ciliophora, Oligohymenophorea, Peniculida, Parameciidae.
AUGUAACAAGAGACAAAAGAGGAACAUUCACUUAUUAAAAUGGAGCAAAAUAUACUGGAGAAUGGUACAACAUUAUUUUAUAUUUUGUUUUGGAUUGGAAUAUGUCGUGAUGGUUUUGGUACUCAGGUUUGGCCGGAUGGGGCAUCUUAUGAAGGUUAAUGGAAGGAUGAUAAGGCUCAAGGGAAAGGCAUCUUUAAACAUGCAGAUGGUGACAUAUGUAAUAUAUGAAAUCUAACAUUCAGAUAAUGGAGAAUGGUAAAACGACAAGGCGAAUGGCUAAGGGAUUUAUUUCCAUGCUGAUGGUUCCAAAUAUGAAGGAUUGUGGAAGGAUGACAAAUAGCAUGGUUAUGGUACUGAAACUUGGACAGAUGGAAGUAGAUAUGAAGGAACCUAUAAAUACGGAAUGAAGGAUGGAUCAGGAACUUAUUAAUGGCCAGACGGGAAGGUUUAUUAAGGUUAAUGGUUGCAAAAUAGAAUGACGGGAUAGGGAGUAUGUCAUUGGAAAGAUGGGAGGUCUUAUAUUGGUGAAUGGUAGGAUAAUAAUAUGCAUGGUCAUGGUAAAUAUACUUGCGUAGAUGGGAAACAAUAUGAAGGAGAUUAUUAUUUUGAUAAAAAACAUGGAUGUGGUACAUUCACAUGGCCAGAUGGUAAAAAGUAAAUAAUGAAACUUAUUUGGUAGAUAUUCAGGAAAUUGGAAAAAGGGCAAGUAACAUGGGAAAGGUAAAAUAAUAAUAGAUAAAAUUGAAAAGUGUGGAAUAUGGGAAAAUGGCAAACGCAUAAGAUGGAUUGAGGAUGAAAAUUGA